Plasmodium gallinaceum is the source of this 1287-nucleotide messenger RNA. RefSeq names its product ribosome biogenesis protein BRX1 homolog, putative. Gene Ontology annotation, biological process: ribosomal large subunit assembly; rRNA processing. The transcript has a single exon. Bases 1 to 1287 code for a protein of 428 amino acids. Gene Ontology annotation, cellular component: nucleolus. The record is from RefSeq and is a predicted model, not a curated record. Gene Ontology annotation, molecular function: rRNA binding. NCBI's taxonomy places the organism in Eukaryota, Apicomplexa, Aconoidasida, Haemosporida, Plasmodiidae.
AUGUAUAAUAAUAAGGAGAAAAAGAGAAAAGAAGAAUUUUAUGAACGAGAAAAGGAUACAGAUAAUAAAAGAAAAAAGAAAAUGAUUAAUAACAAAAUAUUGAAAAGUACAUUAUCUAAUAAAAAAAGUAUUAACAAAAAAAUUGAGAAAAAUAAAACAAAAAAGAAUUUACUUAAGGCAGGUGGUCUGAUAGAUAAAAAGAUAAAUUUUAAUGAAGAAACAAAUAAAAAAAAUAAAAAGAAAAAUAUAAAAAAAAAUAGGAUAGUAAAAAAUGGUUCAAAUAAUAAAAAAAAACAUAUAGGAAUUAGUGGGAAUAUAAAAAAUGGGAAAAAAGUAGUAGCGAAAAAAAAGAUAAAUAUGAAUGAGAACAACACAAAUAAUAUUAAUGAAAAAGAACAAGUAAAAAAAGGGGUAAAUGAACAAAUUGAUGAUGAAAAAGAUAGAUAUUUAUUGAAAAUAGAUGAGGAUCCUUAUUUAUUAAAAGAUGCUAAGUAUAUUAAAAAAAGUGAAUUAUGGAAAAAUAAGCAAAGAGUAUUAAUUGUACGUUCCCCGUUAAAAAAAAAAAAUUGUAAAUCAUUUAUAGAAAAUCUAAAAUUAUUAUUACCACAUCAUAAAAUAGAAAAUAAAUGGGAUAAGAAAUUAAAUAAAAGUGAAUUAAGUGAAAUCAGUUAUAGUAGAAAUUGCAAUAAUAUUAUAUUUUUUGAUGUAAAAAAGAAAAGAUAUUGCUUAUGGAUAUGCAAAAAUUUAACUGGGCCUUCUUUAUAUUUUGAAAUAUUAGAUUAUAUACCUUUGCAUAGUUUGAUUUUUUCAGGUAAUUGUUUAUUAUAUUCUAGGCCACUUUUAAUUUUUAGUAAACAUUUUGAUGAAUUAGAUCAUUUAAAGAUAAUUAAAGAAAUGUUUAUCCAUGUGUUUGGAACUCCUAAUUAUCAUCCCUUAAGCAAACCUUUUUAUGAUCAUUGUUAUAAUUUUUUCUAUAUAAAUAAUUUAAUUUAUUUUAGGCAUUAUCAAAUAUUACCAAUAACAUUAGCUGACUCAAAUAAUAUUAAUAAACAAAAACUUGUAGAAAUAGGUCCCAAAUUUACCCUACAUAUCAUAAAAAUAUUUGAAGAAUGUUUUAAAGGGAGAAUUCUUUAUGAGAAUGUAAAAUAUAAAAAUUAUGUUACACCUCAACAAAUGAAGUUAGAUCAAAACUUAAAAAAAAAAAUGAUUAACAUAAAAAAGAAAGAAAAAAAAAUUAAAAAAAUUAAAUCAAUCAAUAGAUUAAUUAAAACAGAUAUUGACUUUUAA